AUGGCUAAUUCUCGUCUGUUUACCUUUCUUGCUUUGUUAUUUCUUGCACUUCCUCCCAUGAGUAAUGCCCUGAAUGUUCUUCCGAAAUUCCGUUAUUACAAUACCUUGAAGGGUUAUCAAAUCGAUAAAAUAUAUCAAGUUGGUGAUUCCAUAUCCGAUACCGGCAACUUGAUUCGAGAGAGCGCAAUGAGAUAUCUUUCUCCGUUUGCAAGACUUCCUUAUGGCGAAACUUUUUUCAAGAAAGCAACUGGUAGAUGCUCGAAUGGCCGGCUGAUGAUUGACUUUAUUGCAUUGUCAGCUGGUCUUCCAUUACUAAAACCUUACAAAGAAGCCGGAGCAAACUUCGCACACGGUGUAAACUUUGCAGUAGCAGGGUCGACGGCUUUACCGGUAGAAACAUUGGCUGCUAACAAUAUUUUAUCUCCAGUAACCUCAAGUUCACUUGAUGUACAAUUGGAUUGGAUGCAUUCGCAUUUCAAUUCUACGUGCAACAAUCAAACAGACUGUGCCGAGAAGAACGUGAAUUCUCUUUUCAUGGUUGGAGAAAUUGGAGGUAAUGAUUACAACUACGCAUUAUUCCAAGGGAAAUCCAUUCAAGAAGUAGAAGAUAUGGUACCGCAAAUUGUUGGUACCGUUGCGAAUGCUGUCAGGAGAGUAAUUAGUUUUGGGGCUACUCGAGUGGUCGUCCCUGGUAAUUUCCCCAUUGGUUGUCUUCCAAUCUAUCUCACCGGUUUCCACACAAGUGACUCAACUGCGUACGAUGAAUACCAUUGCCUUAAAAGCUUGAAUAACUUCUCAAAAUAUCAUAAUGAGCACUUGGUACAAGUCAUCGAGGAGUUGAGUAUUGAACAUCCAAAUACUACUAUCAUCUAUGGUGAUUAUUACAGUGCUUUCAUGUGGGUUCUAUCCCAAGCUGGAUUUGAUUUGAAUUCUUUACAAAAAGCUUGCUGUGGACGUGGAGGAAUUUACAACUUUAAUCUAAGGAAGAUGUGUGGUUUUCCAGGAGUUUCUAUCUGUCCCAAUCCACGCAGAUACAUGAGUUGGGACGGGAUUCAUCUGACUCAACAUGCAUAUAAAUUAAUGGCGGGAUGGUAUUUGAAGUAUCUGACGAAGAAGUACCUGAAGAAGAACAACGUGCGUGAUUGGCUGCGGGUGAUUGCUUCGAACAAGGAUAGAAGUGUUUAUGAAUUCAGGUACUUCAACAUUGCUGAGAAUGAGGCUGAGGAGGAAGAGUAA
Molecule: messenger RNA, 1236 nt
Organism: Fraxinus pennsylvanica
Lineage: Eukaryota; Viridiplantae; Streptophyta; Magnoliopsida; Lamiales; Oleaceae
Source: the annotation of a GenBank genome assembly